Messenger RNA from Suillus clintonianus, 332 nucleotides. RefSeq lists its product as uncharacterized. Gene Ontology annotation, biological process: vesicle-mediated transport. The annotation marks the transcript as partial. The record is from RefSeq and is a predicted model, not a curated record. Gene Ontology annotation, cellular component: intracellular membrane-bounded organelle; Mon1-Ccz1 complex. The transcript has 3 exons. Lineage: Eukaryota; Fungi; Basidiomycota; Agaricomycetes; Boletales; Suillaceae.
CCCGUUCCGCCAUAGCCAAGGUUUGCUACAUGAACAGGAUCCAUCCAGCAUUGCUCUAUCUCACCAUUUAUAACCCGACUUUACGUCCCAAUGAAGAGGUGUCCAAAGACGACGAGGAUGCAGAAGAGCAAGCACAAAUCCUGUUCUACACUUCGCAGGAACGCGCUGCUUCGCGCGACAAGAUGCUCAGGCAGGUCGGACUCGCCGAGGCGCUCGUCCAUUUCUCUGAGAUAUCCCAUCCGACCAACUCUUACCACAAUGUACAUUCUCAGUCGAGAAGGAUGAUAAUGCUCAACCCCAAUGUGACUUCUGGAUUCACGCAGUACGCCGAC